This is a messenger RNA of Saccoglossus kowalevskii, 2028 nucleotides long. Its product is annotated as receptor-type tyrosine-protein phosphatase-like N. Gene Ontology annotation, biological process: regulation of secretion; protein dephosphorylation. Gene Ontology annotation, cellular component: synapse; secretory granule. The record is from RefSeq and is a predicted model, not a curated record. Gene Ontology annotation, molecular function: protein tyrosine phosphatase activity. NCBI's taxonomy places the organism in Eukaryota, Metazoa, Hemichordata, Enteropneusta, Harrimaniidae.
GGUAUCUGACUACCAGGUCUCAUUUCGAGUGAAUCCAAACGGAAAGAAUAUGACUGCAUCUGAUGUUGCUGGUCAAGCUGCCCAACACAAAGAUGAGAUCAAGAAUACCAUGGGCUUGAGUCUUACAUCAACUGGUAUUGGUAAUCAGUCCCAUGUUCAGGUCGUGGAGCACGUUCCUUCCCAUACACCAAGCUUCAUCGUCCUCACCUUUAUCCUGGUAGGCUGUGUAGCCGGUAUUUUAGUUGCUGUACUUAUCAUAUAUGUCCUCCGUAAGCAAGCCAAACAGAAAGCAAAGUUACAGAAUCUAACUACUGCUCCACCAACUGAUCAGCCAUCAACUGCUGAUUACCAGGAUUUAUGCCGUCAGCGUAUGGCAAGUAAAUCUUCAGAGAAACCAGAACCAUUACAUCGCAUUGGUAGUCUGGGGUCGCAUUAUAGUGACGCACCAGUACCGAGUCCGUCAUCUCGCAGUAGUACGUCGUCCUGGAGUGAGGAGCCAGUGCAUCCAAAUAUGGACAUCUCUACGGGACAUGUUGUACUGUCGUAUAUGGAAGAUCAUCUGAAGAAUAAAGAUCGUCUCGCCAAGGAGUGGGAAGGGUUAUGUCGUUAUGAAGCCGAGCCUAACAGCACUAACGCUGGUAGUGAUGCCAGUAAUGUCAAGAAAAAUAGAUAUCCUGAUUUGCUACCUUAUGACCAUUCACGUGUUGUGUUGAAUGAUUCCACCAAUGCAGCAGGCUCUGAUUACAUCAAUGCUAGCACAAUUACUGACCAUGAUCCUCGUUCUCCUGCUUAUAUCUCAACCCAAGGACCUCUGCCAAACACUGUUGCAGAUUUCUGGCAGAUGGUAUGGGAGCAAGGAUGCAUGGUGCUUGUUGAUCUCACUCUUUGUGAGGAGUCAGGACAAGUUCUCUGUCAUCGGUAUUGGCCUGAAGAGGGCAGUCAAGUUCACCAUAUCUAUGAAAUCAACCUGGUGUCAGAGCAUAUAUGGUGUGAUGACUACCUUGUUAGGAGCUUCUAUCUGAAGAACUUGCAGACUAAUGAAACACGCACAGUGACCCAGUUCCAUUACUUGACUUGGCCAGACAAUGGUGUACCACCCAACCCCAAAGGCAUCUUGGAAUUCAGACGAAAGGUAAAUAAGUCAUUCCGUGGUCGUGCUUGCCCAAUUAUGGUCCAUUGCAGUGAUGGAUGUGGUCGUUCGGGCACAUACUGUUUGAUUGACAUGGUGUUGAAUAGAAUGACGAAAGGAGCGAAGGAAAUCGACAUUGCUGCUACGUUGGAACAUAUCAGAGAUCAGAGAAUAAAAAUGGUCAAAACUAGGGAACAAUUUGAUUUUGCUCUAAAGACUGUAGCAGAGGAAGUAAAUGCCAUCUUAAAAGCACUGCCACAGUGAAGACUUAACCCUUUAUUCCUAUACUGCCAGAGUACUUGAGUCGAUUUAUCAAAACUACAUGUAGACAAUGCAAGAAAUCCAAUAAGGAAAUUGUCAGGGAAAAAGGAAGUGGCAUUUUAAAAAAACAAACAAAGUAAUUUAGCUAAACCACCAAAAGAGGGCAGUCUCUUGUCUUGCGUUGUUUUGUUCACCAUCAUUUUGCCUUUUAUGAUCAUCUACAUUUUGCAAAUGACAAUAUAUUUACAAGUACAGUCAAACCUGUGAAUAGUGACCCCCUAAGAAACUUAAAAAAAGUCUUGAUAUGAAGGUCGGAUUUUUGUUAUGGAUCGCCAACUCAUACAUUUAACAUAAACUUUGUCAAGAAAAUAAUGAGAUGAUACUGUUGCAGAAAAAAUAUAUUUAUUUGAGUUGAUUAAAAUCAAAUAAGUUUGACUCGAGAAAGAUAAAUAGAUUGCUAAUUAUUUCAGUUUCCAGAAAAAGGUGAAUCUACAAAAAUAUUGCUGAAAGUGUGGCCACAUUGGGACUGUCUAAAAGUGGUCACUAUAUGCCUAAUGUCUUUCUAUCGAGUUGGGCACUAACACAGGUCUGACUGUAUACUGUGAAUGAUAGUUUAUGUUUGCCAGGACAGAGAAAGA